Molecule: messenger RNA, 759 nt
Organism: Adineta ricciae
Lineage: Eukaryota; Metazoa; Rotifera; Eurotatoria; Adinetida; Adinetidae
Source: the annotation of a GenBank genome assembly
AUGGAACAACCUGGUUUGCACGUUGAUCGUCCGGUUGAUUCCAAGGAUACUGUCGAACCGAAUCAUCUGAUUAUUUGGUUGGACAAGCACAUUGGAAAAACUGGGCAAUGUCUUCUGUUGAAAAGAAACUUUUUUAUGAUAACAGAUCCAACUACUGAAUGCGAAAGAAGUCUCGACAAGAUCGACAUUGACGCUCGCAUUUGUUCGAAUACCAGUCUAUACCCACGACUUGAUGGAAUUCAAUUUGUUCUACGAGUAUUUGACGAUCCUACGACGUGUUAUAAAACGAUCGAAAAUAAUCUUGAUAAACGUAUCUUUUUGAUAUCGUCUGGCUCGAAAGGAGAAGUGAUCGUACCGCGAGUUGUUCAAAACUUUCCAGAACAAUUUGGAACGACACAAGCGAUUUAUAUAUUCUGUGCAAAGAUGAACAUGAGAGAAACUGAUGGUGCUGGAGCUGCGACUAACGAAUGGGCACUUGAUUAUAGCGAUCAUAUUUUAAUGUACGAUCACGAAGAUUGUUUACUAGCUCGUCUAGUAUUCGAUAUUGGCAAAUAUUUCUUUGCCGAAGCAGAAGUAUUGGCUCAACAAGGACAAUUGAAUGUUGCUAUUCAACAUUAUUAUUGGUCAAAAACAAUGUUUCAGCGACGUAAAACGAUGAUGAACUCAGGAAAUUUACUGAAAAACGAACUUGAAACUGUUGAGAAGUUGAUAGUUGAUCUCGAAAAUCACCUCAGCAAUGAUGAGCACGAUAUUAAAUAA